AUGUGUUCGCGUCUUUCGUCGCUCUGCACCACGUGUUUCGAAGAGGCGUCGUUUCCGAAGCAGUGGAGGCGAGCGAACAUCGUGCUGCUCGAAAAACCGAGUAGGGAUCCGUCGACGCCGAGGGCGUAUCGGCCGAUUUGCCUUCUCGACGUGGACGGUAAGUUGUUCGAGCGCGCCACGCGCCAUGCCGUGGCGUCGCGGAUAGUCGGGGGAGGGAGGAACGACCUCUCUCCGAAUCAGUACGGCUUUCGGGUGGGCCGUUCGACGACCGACGCACUCGACCGCAUGUGCGCCGGAAUCCGGGACACUCUUCGCCGGGGCAGCGUCGCGAUCGCCGUCUCGGUCGACAUCAAAAACGCGUUCAAUUCGGUACCGUGGUCCGCGAUAAGAGACGGACUGACGUCGAAAUUUGUUCUAAACUACUUGGCAUCGAUCAUCGGUUCCUUCCUCUCGGAGAGGACGAUCGCGCACGAGAAACCGGACGGAACGACGGGAAGGCGGACGUCUUCUGCGGCGUGCCUCAGGGAUCGGUUCUAG
This is a messenger RNA of Pediculus humanus corporis (human body louse), 537 nucleotides long. Its product is annotated as endonuclease/reverse transcriptase, putative. The record is from RefSeq and is a predicted model, not a curated record. The transcript has 2 exons. Lineage: Eukaryota; Metazoa; Arthropoda; Insecta; Psocodea; Pediculidae. The coding region runs from base 1 to 537 and encodes 178 amino acids.